Messenger RNA from Megalobrama amblycephala (Wuchang bream), 3749 nucleotides. It is a transcript of the gene skilb, whose product is annotated as SKI-like proto-oncogene b. Gene Ontology annotation, cellular component: nucleus. The coding region runs from base 375 to 2297 and encodes 640 amino acids. Gene Ontology annotation, molecular function: SMAD binding; DNA-binding transcription factor activity, RNA polymerase II-specific; RNA polymerase II cis-regulatory region sequence-specific DNA binding. The transcript has 7 exons. Gene Ontology annotation, biological process: negative regulation of BMP signaling pathway. The record is from RefSeq and is a predicted model, not a curated record. Lineage: Eukaryota; Metazoa; Chordata; Actinopteri; Cypriniformes; Xenocyprididae.
CUUCCUCCGCUAAAUCACGCCGUCUAGCCCAGGCAGCCCGUCGGGUGACGUAGGUUGUUGGGUUGUGGAUUGACGUUGUGAGUCUAUCAGCAUGAAGUCCGCACCAGUGUUAUCAGUGUCAGGGCGACGGGCGCUCGCUCGACUGUGGACUCCGAGACGGAAUCCCGAGAUAUACGAAAAAUACUAAUAUUUCACGCGCUUUCCAUCUAUUCUAGUCAAAACAACGUUGAUUUGACUCUUCAGAUUGGAAGUCAUCUGGGAAGUGUUGAAGACUAUUACUAUGAUCCACAUAUAAAAAGCACUGCAUUCCCGAGACUUCCUCUGUGUAUCUUCCGGUCCCUGAAGACCACUUAGCGAUAUCUAUAAACAACAUUAUGGCGACUACUGAGAACAAGCGUCCAGACAUCCCCAAGGAGCAAGCACUUCUAAAAGUGCCAUUAAAGCGUUUGAUGCGAGACAAUGGCGUAGAUGGCACACCCAUAAAGAAACGUGUAAUGGCUGCUCUCAAUCUAUCCUGCAAAAAAAUUCCAGAAACCUCUCUCGGCUAUCAGGUCUCCAAAGCAACGAACAGGAUAGAGGCUACUCCGGAUCUGAGCCCUGGUUUGAAGCACACUCUAGCGCAGUUUUCUCUGAGCAGCCAGUGUUCCCUCGGUGGCCCGGCUGCGUUUACUGGUCAUCACGGUCAGUAUAAGCUGGCGCCCCCUCUGGCCCAGGGAGGUAUUGCAGGGGGGCCCCUACUAGUCCCCCCUGACAGCUCUACAGACCUCAGCCUGUGCUGUCUGGAGGGCGAGUCCAUCUCCUGCUUCUCUGUGGGAGGCGAACUGCGUCUUUGUCUGCCCCAGCUGCUAAACACCGUCCUACGGGAAUUCUCGUUGCAACAGAUCAACUCUGUGUGUGACCAGCUGUAUUUGUACUGUUCCCGCUGCGAUGCCACACAGUUACACAUUCUCAAAGUGCUGGGCAUCCUUCCUCCAGGGACUCCAUCCUGCGGCCUCAUCACGCUGACCGAUGCCCAACGUCUCUGCAACACCCUUCUGCAUCCAGGUGAGGAACACAAAGCGCAUGGCGCUGAAGAGGAGGAAGAGAAAAACGGCGAGGAAUCUGGAGGAUUUUGGGUGGAACACCAGUGUCUUGGCAAGUGUCAAGGCCUGUUUGUACCCCAGCUUUACUCCAGCCCGGAUGCGCCCUGUAUCCGCUGCUCCCAAUGUCGGAUUCUCUUCUGCCCGGAGCGCUUUGUCAUGCACUCCCACCGACAGCCAGACACACGCACAUGUCACUGGGGCUUCGAUUCAGCCAAGUGGGCCUGUUAUCUGCAGCUGGCACAAAGAUACCUGGGAACAGCGGAUGAAGAGAAGCUAAAGGAGUCUCUGGAGGAUAUGAGGGCGAAGUUCCAGCAGGACAAGAGGCAGCCACAAAUAGGAGUAUCUUCACCUGCCUUUGUGUUUGACUCACAUUUGCUUGCCAGUCUUAAGGAAGACCCCGGGCAUGAUGACCUGAUGUGGCAAAGCUGGUAUCAGUACACGCCUGACAAGCUGGCAGGUAGUGGCUUGGCACAACACUCUGAGUGUGUGCCUGGAAAGGAAAUGGGGUUUACAGGAACAGAAGCGCUGGGCGAUACUCAGGAUGAAAAGAGCCAGGAUGCACACAACACUGACCCAAAGACUCCUAUCUUUGCAGGGCAAGAAAAAAGCAGCCAAUCGGAUGAUGCCAGUCCAGAUGAAUGGCAGAAAGUAGAUUCAUCAGCUAGUAAGCGGUCUGUUGGUGUGACUGUGGAGCACAGUAAGGACUUCAUGGUGAUGGAACUCCUUCAGAUGUACAGUGCUCAGCACGACAAACUUCAGUCAACACUACACAAACAAAAACAACUUGAACAGGAGCUGCAGGCUCUGCGUCAAGGUGAAGCCAUAGACCGCUGUGACCUACAUGGGGAGCUGGAGGCGGUUCAGACCGAGCAUGCUCAGAGGCUCGGAGAAGUCCAGCAGGAACAGAGAAAGUUGAAGUCCCGACUCGACAAGCUGAGGCAGCAAGGCUGCAGAUGCAAAGAACUGAAUACUGAGCCGCAACAGGAAACCAUCUAUGCCAAACAGUUAUCAGAACUACGUCAGAGGCUGGACCGCGCUGAGGAAGACCGCGAGGAGCUGCAGGAAGAGCUCCGCCGGGAGAGAGAAGCCAGAGAGAGGCUGGAACGCACCAUCUCGGAGCUCAAACAACAGAUGAGGGAGUCCGCCCACCCGGCUUCAAUGGACAGUCCCAUGUCUUCGGCCUCCAGUGACACACAUAUGUCCCCGACGCCUUAGCGUGAUCUACGCUCAGCAACCCGCAGCCUAAUUUCUGUGAUUGAGAUUCACUUUGGUAUGGUGUCUCCAUUUUGGAACUGGAUGCCAAAGUUGUUUUUAUUGCAGUUCUACGGAACAAUUAUGGGUUUUAUGCUGUGAAUUUGUUGAAAAGAUGAGUAACUAUUGAGCUGAACUGAUUUUUUUCAGACACGUGAAUAAGGAUUUUUGGUGUUUUGAUGAAAAUUCAAUAGUUGGAGACAUUAUGCAAACCACUAACCCUGCAAGCGUACAAUCAAAAGCAUCCAUUUUGGUUUAUCACUGCUAGGACUACUGAUAUCAAAUGGAAAAUGAUUUCUUUUUGAAUAUUGGAAUUGUUUAAAAGUACAUCACAACUGAUGUUGUUUCUUAAAAUAUUUAUUGUUUAUUGAUAAAUGUUAUGUGAAUAAUCUUAUCUAAUUAUACAUAUUUAACAUUCUUUUUGCAUUUAUUUUUUGUUCACAUUUUAUGUAGGUUAUGCUCAUUAUGAAUGUACAAAAUAUAUGCAUGUGUACUUUCAUAAAAUAUGGAUAAAUAUACUAUGUUUACACUGUGGUAUGAAGUUCAGAUAUAACAGAAAAUGCUUUCUAUGCCAUUUCCAAUGAAUGUUUUGCCUCCUUUAAUGAACGCCAGAAAUUUAUUAUUUCUCAUUUCGAGGACUUCUAACACCAAACGUAAAUAAACAAAAUUAUAGAUUUUAAAAAUGAUGGUAGAAGUUGAAAAACUCACAUCAAUUACAGUUUUAGUAAAUGAAAUGCUCCUUGUACUUAACAUUCUAUAAACCAUCUAGACAAACAGGUCUAUAUGUGUACUUUGCUCAGAGAGAGAGAUGUUAUUCUUAUGUGUGGGGUGGGGAGGGGAGGGGGAAAAUUAUGUAUUGAUAUUGUUUGCUGUAACUGACAAUCAGCGUGUUUAUCUUUAAUUGCUUUUAUAUUCAAACUUUAAAGAACUAAUUAAAUAGUUGCUACCUCAAACAAACACAUAUAGAUAUAUAUGUAGAAAAACAUAAAAUAGAGAUUGUGUAUAGAAGUGGAUGGAUGGAGUAGUCAGGUGUAUGACUGAUAAAUACCUCUGUACUGCUGCUAUGAUGUUUCUUUCCAGAUGACUUAAAUAUGCAUGUGAGAUUGAAGAAAUAUAUAUAUAUAUAUAUAUAUAUAUAUAUAUAAUACAGAUAUACAGAGUAUUGUUUCCUAACAUUUAAGCCAAACAUAAUUUCACAAAAAUGUUGUCUUGUACAAAAUGUUAAUUAUCUUUGCCAGUGCCAUCUUUUGUGUGUAUAUCGUAUGACAUGACACUUUUGUCCUACCUCCACUUGUGAUCAAGACACUUUGUAUCACCCACCAACUUUUGUAUGUCAUCUUUCUACAACAACUCAUGGGAAAUGAUAUAUUAAUGUGCUGUUGGGGAAAAUAAUAAAAAUGAUUAUAUAUGAUUAUA